Messenger RNA from Ostrea edulis (European flat oyster), 1225 nucleotides. RefSeq names its product DNA-directed RNA polymerases I, II, and III subunit RPABC1. Gene Ontology annotation, molecular function: DNA-directed RNA polymerase activity; DNA binding. The record is from RefSeq and is a predicted model, not a curated record. The coding region runs from base 221 to 853 and encodes 210 amino acids. Gene Ontology annotation, cellular component: RNA polymerase I complex; RNA polymerase II, core complex; RNA polymerase III complex. Lineage: Eukaryota; Metazoa; Mollusca; Bivalvia; Ostreida; Ostreidae. The transcript has 7 exons. Gene Ontology annotation, biological process: DNA-templated transcription.
AAAAAAAAGGUAGGGAGAGAAAGAGAUAGCGUGUGUUUGUGUCUGUGAUUAUUUAAUAAACAGUAUUUAAUAAUGAACGGAUGGCCUGGUGUUUUUAUUACUACCAUAUAUGUUACGAAAAUAAAAUGCUGCUGGCUCUACAAGUGAUUGCAACUUCCGGUUUUAGUUCUGCAUGUGUUUUUAGUGCUUACUAGUUUAACAGAAGAAAUUUAUCAAAACAAUGGAUGAUGAGCAAGAAACAUACAAAUUGUGGCGUAUUCGUAAAACAAUAAUGCAGCUUUGCCAUGAUAGAGGGUAUUUAGUUACCCAGGAUGAGUUGGACCAGACAUUGGAAGAAUUCAAGGGCCAGUUUGGGGACAAACCAAGUGAAAGGAAGCCAUCCAGGAGUGACCUCAUUGUUUUAGUGGCCCACAAUGAUGACCCAACAGACCAGAUGUUUGUGUUUUUUCCUGAGGAGCCAAAUGUGGGUAUAAAGACAAUAAAAACUUACUGCCAAAGAAUGCAGGAGGAAAACAUCACUCGGGCCAUCAUCAUCGUCCAGAACAGGAUGACGCCAUCUGCCAAACAGUCCCUCACCGACAUGGCACCCAAGUACAUACUGGAGCAAUUUCUGGAGGCUGAACUUCUUAUUAAUAUCACAGAGCAUAUGCUUGUCCCUGAACAUGUAGUGAUGACAGUGGAGGAAAAGGCUGAACUGUUGUCCAGAUACAAACUGAAGGAAUCACAGUUACCCAGAAUACAACAAGGAGAUCCAGUGGCCCGCUAUUUUGGUCUAAAGAGAGGACACGUUGUAAAGAUUAUUAGAAAUUCAGAGACUGCAGGGAGAUAUGUGAGCUAUCGAUUGGUUGUGUAAAAGAAGAACAAUAGGCGACUGCCAGUUAAUAUGUCUGCAUGAAGACUACAACAGAACCAGUACAUUACUUCUCCAGGAGCAGAUGAUUUCGACAUUCUGAAUGAUGUUCCUGAAGUUUGUAGCAAGCUUCAAAAGACAGUACAAGGACAUUAAAUUGUUCUAGUAGUCACAUUUGUGUGAAAGGAAGAAUGUUAUUGUUUUCGUGGAAAGCAUGAUGUUUUGUCCAUGGCUAACAUUAAUUAUGUGAUGAUGUUCAAUUUAUUCAUUCCUGUAUUAUUUUCAUAUCCAUAAUACAUGCCCAUCAGUAAAAGUCAUGCAAUAUUUUUUUGGUUGGAUACACAACAUUAUAAUAAAAGUACAGUGUUAAAUCUU